CGACCCUUUCUCGGUAUGGAAAUGCUCAUGCUUUUCUUUUUAGGGUUUAAUAAAACCCUCUCACGAAGCGAGAGAGAGAGACAGCGAUAGAGACAGAGAGAGUAAUUGCGGUCGCAUUGGAAAAUGGCUUUCUGGGGAGUCGAGUUGAAACCAGGAAGGCCUUUUACUCACUCGUCCAACACAGCAAAAGGAAGACUCCACAUUUCCCAGGCGACUUUGGGAAUUGGCUCUGCCACUGCGAAAAGUGUGGUCCAAUGUAAUGUAGGGAACAGGAGCCCUGUUUUCUUGUGCUCUUUAUUUCCUGAGAAGUUGGAGUCUUCCCAAUUGAACUUGGAGUUUGAUGAGGCUGAUGAUGUUGUGUUAUCAGUUCUUGGCCCUCGAAGUGUUCACCUCACGGGUUACUAUCUUGUUGGUGGUCGUCAUUUUUAUCCAAAUGAUGAAUCGGAAUCCUAUGGAGAAGAUAUUGCAAAUACAGCAUCAGAAAGAUCUAAUCAUAGCGAUGAGGAAUAUGAGGAUAGUUUUAUCGAUGAUGCAGAACCAGAAGUCUUUUCAGCUUCUCCUGUUUCCAGUAGUGGAGCAAGUGAGGAGCAGAUAAAACAUAAGCAGCAUAAAAAUAGGCACAGACGACUUAGGAAGAAGUACAGAUUAAGGGAAUCUGAUGAAGACAAUAGUUCAGAAGAGAAACUAAUUCCUAGCAAUGCUGGUGUAGCAAUAUUGGACAGUGAAGAUGAGGACAAGUUACCAAUUGCCUCUCUUGGUAAUAAUAAGUGUGCUUCAAAGAGAACACAAUCAGGAGCAGAAGGAAAAGCUGACAUCAGCAAGAAGACCUGUGGUGAUGGCAAAAGUAUCACAGUACCAGAAAGAAAAGAUGAUACCGGUGUAGAUGAUGACCCUGAAAAAAGGAGCAGCCAAGAUGACCUCUAUCAGUUUGUGCAACGUUCUGAUGGAAUUGGUUCUGAAGAUGGUGCAGGGAUAAAUAAGAAAAAGAAAGAGCAUAGCAAAAAGGGAAAACCUCUAGAAGUUGAUCGCAAAGAAGAUUUUUUCUUUGGUAUGAUUAUCAAAGAAGACAAAUCUAAAAAACAUGACACAGAUCAUGAAAAGUUCAGCCAAUUGCCUUUGACUAAUGAAGAGGACAUGAAAACUGCCAAUUAUAAGGGAGCAAAACUGUCACAUGCCUCACUGCCUUCUACUGAAGUGGACCAUGCACAGCCAAAGAAAAGCAAAGUACGGCGAAAGGAGAAGGAUCGAGUUGAUAAUGAUUGUCAUGACAAUGUUGUUAAACAGAAUCAUAUUCAGUCAAAUAAGGUGGAGGCUGGCAGUGGAAGCAUGGAUCUGCCAGCGAGAAAUGAUAAGACCAAGAGCCAAAUCAAUGAUGAGGGAACUGAGUUGGCACCAGACUCCUUGUUGCCUACUAUGGACGUGAGCCCAGGAAAUGGUGCGAAGCUAAAGCGGAAGAGGAAAGAGCGGGAAUCAGACAAAACUUCUGAAAUUGAAAGCACUUGCAAUGCCCGUAAGGAAAAUGGAGCCCAGACUGGCAACAUUAGCCUGAGUCCUUCUCUGACAGACAAACAAAAUCAGACUUCUGGCAAUGAUGUUGAACAAAUUGCUGAUAUAAAUCAAUCAGAGGAGAAGAAAAGGAAGAAGAAAAAGAGUAAGAAAAGUCGAGAUCAUCAUGGGAAAGAUUUGUUUAGGGAAAUACCACCUGUGUCAGUCCACAAGAAUGAAUCUCUAGUGGACAGUGGGGUUAGCAAUACUGAAGACAAGUCAUCUAAGCUUAGGACCUUGUCGGGUGGAUUAGUGGUUAAAGAAGUAAAAGUAGGGAAAACAGAUGGAAAAAUUGCUGCUCCAGGGAAGAAGAUCAGUAUACACUACACUGGCAAGUUGAAGAAUGGACAAAUAUUUGACUCAAAUGUUGAGGGAAAGCCUUUGAAGUUUCGUCUCGGUGGAGGAGAAGUAAUAGAGGGUUUGAAUAUUGGUCUUGAGGGUAUGCAUGUUGGUGGCAAGAGAAGACUUGAAAUUCCGCCAACAAUGGGUUAUGGCAGUGAAGGAGAUGGUGAUAAUGUUCCUCCUGAUGCAUGGCUUGAAUACGAUGUUGAGUUGGUUAGAGUCCAUUAGCUUGCAGGGCAGUUAAAGGCUCCUUUUGGGCUUGUUUUACAUGAAAAGCUCCAAAUUUGUGCUCUAUAUUAGAUAAAAAUGAGUUCUUUUCUUGUUUUUUUCUCUUUGAACUGGUUGUAAAAAGGUUUCUAGUCCAGACUGCCCAGUAUACUCCAUCAGAUGGCAAUGGCAAUUUGGUUUUAUGGAAGAAUUUACCUUUUAAAAGCAUGAAAUACAGGUGGUUU
Messenger RNA from Tripterygium wilfordii, 2339 nucleotides. Its product is annotated as peptidyl-prolyl cis-trans isomerase FKBP43-like. Gene Ontology annotation, molecular function: peptidyl-prolyl cis-trans isomerase activity. Bases 124 to 2115 code for a protein of 663 amino acids. NCBI's taxonomy places the organism in Eukaryota, Viridiplantae, Streptophyta, Magnoliopsida, Celastrales, Celastraceae. The record is from RefSeq and is a predicted model, not a curated record. The transcript is spliced from 13 exons.